Molecule: messenger RNA, 1626 nt
Organism: Effrenium voratum
Lineage: Eukaryota; Dinophyceae; Suessiales; Symbiodiniaceae
Source: the annotation of a GenBank genome assembly
AGUGUCAGGACCAAGACGUCGGCCAUCCGGGGGAAAAAGCGCUGAUACCAUGUUCUUGUUAAGUACGCAUGCCUGCUGACCUGCUGCUUUGGUCAAGUCUGGCAGGCCGCCGGACCGGGCAGGUCCUGCUUGGCUAUUCUUUUUCUCUCCAUUUUCCCCAGCCAACGCAAUGAAUGUCGAGUCUCGGUGCGGGCGCCGAGACAUUUGUCGCGUCCUCUGUGACGUACUUGCUCUGCUGGAUGUUGGGGUGGGUUGCGUGGGCUUCGGGCUGCAAGCAGCCUGUGCGUGUUAUGAUGCCGGGGUUGUUCGAGGGCGAGGAGGCGGCGCGGCCUGCCAGGCUUUGUGCUGCCCGCCAGAACUCGUCAUGGCUGGCUGCUCCGGUGCGACGCGGCAGAAGCUGGCUUGGGCUUUCAUCUUUCUGCUGGCGGCGCGGGAGGUGUCUGCGGCACGGGAGAUGUACCGCGGAGCCGAGAUCAGCUCCCUGCAGGCCACAACGCUGGGCCGCGCUGGUGAGGAUUUCCAGCGUGCCGAGGCGGUGCGCGAGGACGGGUCCUUCUCCGUCCGGACCAAGUGGGCCACAGGGAAGGCGUCAUCGUUAUUAUGGUCGGAUUCAACAAUUACCUUCAGAUAUGUUGCUGGCAACACGUCCGCCCAUGAGCCACCAAAGUAUGUAGAGAUUGAUGGUCUGGACACAAAGUAUCGGCUGAUGCCAGACGGUGCGGCGGUGAUCAAGGAGAUCCAUGGAAUGGACACUGUCAGCAUUGUCGGGUGGCAAGCCUAUGAAGGCGGCAAGUGGGGCAACACCAAGUACGCAAAGGAUGAGGCCCUGUACUUCCGGGCUGACCACAACCCCGCAGUGGGCGAAACCAAGUCCAAUUGGCUUGGCCGCUCGGUGGGGCAUGUGGUCUACCAGGGUCACGGCCAGCUCUACUUCUUCAACAGCAAAGGCGUCCAGAAGGUCAUCGAGGCGGACGAGAUGACCGCUUACCCCGAGCCGCGUACGCAACGCCUGGAGCUUCACAUGGACGGAAGCGGGGCCAAGGCCUUCAGCCAGCCGGACCGGGAGCUGAGCGUCCUGAUCGAUGCCAUGUUGGGCGAGGCCUCCUGCAUGGGCAAGAGCAGCAAGUGCGCCUUCCGGUGCUUCUACGACCCAGACAAGGACGUUUGCGGGCCCGCGCCUUUCUGCCAGAAGGUGGAGGAGAGCACAUCCCCGAGCAUUUUGGCGCCCUUCGGGCAGCAGCAGAAGUGCAAGGCUGCAGGCGCGGAAGAGAAGGAGGCCGCAGACUUGGCGGUGAAGGCGGCCGCGGAAGAUCUGAAGUCGAUGGCCCUGGGCGUGACUGAGGAGCUGGAGGCCGCCCCCGAGAUCAGCAAGUCCAAGGCCAGCCGCAGCACCAUGAAGAAGACUUUGAAGCUGUACGAAAAGGCCAGCGCCAUCCUCAACGUUUGGCAGGCGCUGCCCGGCCGUCUGAGCCCGGAGACCGGGAACUUCGUGCAGGCCAAGCAGCGCGUGGCCCUCACCGACAUGAAGCACUGGCGUGGCCGGGCGGCGGCCCGGAAGAACAGUGCUUGCUGCGCUUGCCCCUCACGGUGAAAGGUUGUCGUGAUUUCAUCUCGCCCCACUUCGAC